Malassezia sympodialis ATCC 42132 is the source of this 519-nucleotide messenger RNA. RefSeq lists its product as uncharacterized. Lineage: Eukaryota; Fungi; Basidiomycota; Malasseziomycetes; Malasseziales; Malasseziaceae. Gene Ontology annotation, biological process: small GTPase-mediated signal transduction. The record is from RefSeq and is a predicted model, not a curated record. Gene Ontology annotation, molecular function: GTPase activity; GTP binding.
AUGGACGCUCGGACUGACAUCCAGAGUGAAUAUGUUCCUACGGUCUUCGAUAACUAUACGGCCAAUGUCAUGGUCGAUGGCCGGCCUGUGAAUCUUGGCCUUUGGGAUACCGCUGGCCAAGAGGACUACGACCGCCUACGUCCCCUGUCGUACCCCCAGACGGAUGUGUUUCUCAUAUGCUUCUCCAUCGUAAGCCCCUCCAGCUUUGAAAAUGCCAAGACCAAGUGGUGGCCGGAGGUGUCGCACCACGCCCCCGAUACCCCCAUUAUUCUUGUGGGCACCAAGCUGGAUCUGCGGGAAGACCCUGAAAUGAACGCUCGGCUGCGCGACCGCCGCAUGGCGCCGAUUUCGUACUCCCAGGGGGUCCAAAUGGCGAAGGAGAUUCGCGCACUGCGGUACCUGGAAUGCUCUGCCCUCACACAAAAGGGCCUUAAAAGCGUGUUUGACGAAGCUAUUCGGGGCGUGCUCUCGCCCCAGCCGGUCAAGCGACGGAAAGCGAACAACUGUCUUGUAUUGUAA